ACGAUGGGAAACAAACAGACAACCUUCACCGACGAGCAGCUGGAGGCUUAUCAGGACUGCACCUUCUUCACCCGGAAAGAAAUCCUGCGGUUACAUGGCAGAUAUCGUGAACUGGCUCCACACUUGGUUCCUCUGGAUUACACCAACAGCCCCGACAUCCGAGUUCCUCUGACGCUCAUCGUCACGAUGCCUGAGCUGAAGGAGAAUCCGUUCAGAGACAGAAUCGUGGCGACGUUCUCCGAGGACGGACAGGGGAACCUGAGCUUCAAUGACUUUGUGGACAUGUUCUCUGCUCUGUGUGAAACGUCGCCCAGAGAACUCAAGAACAUUUACGCCUUCAAGAUCUACGACUAUAACAGGGACAACUUCAUCUGCAAGGAGGACCUGGAGAAGACUCUGAACAAGCUGACCAAGGGAGAGCUGACGCCGGAGGAGGUGGCGCUGGUGUGUGACAAAGCCAUCGAGGAGGCCGACCUGGACGGAGACAGGAAACUCUCCUUCGCCGACUUCGAGAACAUGAUCUCCAAGGCUCCGGACUUCCUCAGCAACUUUCACAUACGAAUAUGA
This is a messenger RNA of Pleuronectes platessa (European plaice), 567 nucleotides long. Its product is annotated as calcium and integrin-binding family member 2. The record is from RefSeq and is a predicted model, not a curated record. The transcript has 6 exons. NCBI's taxonomy places the organism in Eukaryota, Metazoa, Chordata, Actinopteri, Pleuronectiformes, Pleuronectidae. Gene Ontology annotation, molecular function: calcium ion binding. Bases 4 to 567 code for a protein of 187 amino acids.